AAAAUCAUUUGUUUGGCUCUUGUUUGGUUUAUUGGUGGUGCGCCGCACAUAUAAAUAGUGAAAUAAUAUAAAUUGUUUAAGUGUGAAAAAUGUCUGAGUCAAUGGAGGAGGAAUGGUGGGUGACAAAGCUGAAGGAAUUGGAAUCAAAGCCUAAGCGUUUGGAAACCCUCACUGAGAUGAACAGUGUUAUCAAUAAGGCAGUAGGUCUACCGCGCAAUAUCCUCGAACGCGUGUUGUGCGCGCCAGCCCUGUAUGAGUGUGCCACCGUCGAAAGUGGCAAGGAACCACUGAUCAACAUGACCAACGACUUCAUUCAUACAUGCUUGGAGCAAUUGGAGCUUGACACUUGCGAUGAGCAAUUACCGCUGUUGCUUAGCAGAUCGCUCACCCACCCCAAUCCCGCAUUGCGCGCCAUAGUUUUGGAUGCUCUUCUCAAGAAAUUGCGUCGUCAGACCACAGCCUGUGAAAUGCAGCCCUUGCCCAGCAAUGAGCUGCUUUACUAUGUGCUGGAUGAGCUCAAGCAGCCAGAAACUCAUAGUGGAGUAUCAGCAUUAAGUAUUCUGUCCAUUGUGCUGACCCAGCGUCUCAACGACCCUGGCAUACAGGCGCGGCUGAUGACCCUGCUAAAGCAGAAUGAGGUUAUUCGCUGUCGAGCUUAUGAACUGGGCGUUAUGCUAGCCAAAAGAAGCGCGGCCGCGCUUUCAUCCGUCGAAUUUAUACUAGACGCUGCCAUCAGUGAAUUGGACAAUGAUGAUGUGCUGCUACAGGCCAGCGUUAUGGAAAUACUUGUGCCACUUGCUGAACAGAACCACGGCCUCUCUUACAUGGAGCGUCGUCACGUCCUGGACGUGAUCAGCAAUCGCGUGCAGCAGAUCGAGCAGAACCCACUUGAUCUAUUGCUCGUACCGAGCAUAAUGAAGUUCUUUGGAAAAAUUGCUGCUGUGCAGCCGCAGAAGAUUAUAAGUGGUUACCCACAGAUGCUCACAUGUCUGUUCGAGCUGCUACAAUCGGGCGACGAGUCUGUACUGCCCACAGCCCUCGACACGUUGACCAAUCUGGCGAGCACCCUCCAAGGGAAAACACUUCUUCACACUGACUUCGAGCCGGCUAUGCAACAACUGUUUGAAAAAUAUGCCGAUUACACAAAGGUGCUCUCUCCACCGCUCAAGAUACGGAUACUUAACUCGCUGGACCUUGUCUUUGCCGUCGAACUGCCAUUAACUGGCUUGCACAACGGUAUAUUGAAACGCUGGUACGAGUACUUUGCAGGCGGUCAGCAAGUCGAUCGUCUAAUGGAUCUGUGUCGCACACCAUUCCCAGAUUUACAAUUAGCUGCACUUAGCCUACUGAAGACACUGUGCCAGUAUAUUUGGGGCAUUGUGGCGCUUCGUCGGACAGCAGGUGCGAUUGAAUUUCUGUUGUCGCGCCAACGCGACCAGCACAAGGACGUGAAGUUCCUGAAAUGGCAAAUUAUGGAGGUGCUGGCAGUCAGUGAUGGCUUCUCGGCAACCGAAAUUGUACGCUUCACUGCCUACGUCAACGAGGGCCCCUACUACAUGCAGAGUGACGUUAGUUUAGCCACCGAACCACAAGGCAAUCAGUAGCGCUACGACCACCUGGCAAAGUUGCAGAUGAGGCCACCAUCACCGUAACCAAAGCCAAGUCACCUAUAUCCUUCACUCACAUCGAAGCACAGACUUACCUACACUUUACAAUGAAUACAAAAGGCAGGCAGGCAAUAUCAUAUCAAGCUUGUGGGUGUUUCAGCGUUUAAAUCUGCGAUCUAUACAUACAUUUGGUUUUGGAUUAUACACACGGUUGUAACUAAAAUGUUGACCUCUACCGCUCUCUCUCUGGCACUGGCUGCAUACGAGCGAGAAAAAUUCGAAAAAAAAAAAUAUCUAGCGAUAAACGCUGCAGAACAUAUGUAUGUAUAAUGUAGCAACACAUUAUGAUUGGGUUUAUAUUGUAUUUAAGGUUUAACAAAAUAUUGGGUGGGCGAAUAUACAAACAUAUACAAAAACGUACAUAUAUAAUACAUGUAUUUAACAGAUAAUGAUUAUACUCGGUAAAUAAAUAUACAUAAGUUGUUGCAGUUAUAAACUGGCAA
Scaptodrosophila lebanonensis is the source of this 2110-nucleotide messenger RNA. RefSeq names its product 26S proteasome non-ATPase regulatory subunit 5. The transcript has 2 exons. Gene Ontology annotation, cellular component: cytosol. The record is from RefSeq and is a predicted model, not a curated record. The coding region runs from base 90 to 1604 and encodes 504 amino acids. Gene Ontology annotation, biological process: proteasome assembly. Lineage: Eukaryota; Metazoa; Arthropoda; Insecta; Diptera; Drosophilidae.